AUGGGUAGCAGAUAUUAUUUUUCCUUAAUUGUUAAAUUUCAUAUAAUUAUUUCAUUGGUAGAAAAUCAAAGUCAACGCUUAUCAUCAUUGAAAUUGCAAUUAUCAUUAGCUUUCGAUUUAAAUCAGCUGAAAUUCGCUAAUCGAAUGUUACGUGCAAAUCAAGAUAUGUUAGAAGAAGAUUUAAUACAAUUAGCUAAAAUGGCGAUCAUACGAAAUCACGUAGAAUUCCUUUCUAUUUUAGAAGAUACUUGUGGUAUUACAUCAGAUAAUCUUGGAGAACAUUUUGAAUGGGAAUUGAGCUCGAAAAUGGUUUGA
This is a messenger RNA of Rotaria socialis, 315 nucleotides long. Lineage: Eukaryota; Metazoa; Rotifera; Eurotatoria; Philodinida; Philodinidae. The record is from the annotation of a GenBank genome assembly.